Colletotrichum lupini is the source of this 1026-nucleotide messenger RNA. RefSeq lists its product as uncharacterized. Lineage: Eukaryota; Fungi; Ascomycota; Sordariomycetes; Glomerellales; Glomerellaceae. The transcript has 11 exons. The record is from RefSeq and is a predicted model, not a curated record. Bases 1 to 1026 code for a protein of 341 amino acids.
AUGUCUGCUCUCAGCGUUAUGGUGAAUGACGAGAUGCCAAUACGGCGUGUGCAGAGCGCCAAGAGAGACACGGCCACCCGAUUUGGGGGCAAAUGCCUGCAAUCUACAAGCAGUGAACUCGUGCCUUGGCUGGCAGAAGUGCCCCUCGACAAGUUUCGUAAACUUCGCAUCGUGCAAUGGUUGAAAGACCACGGUCAGUCGCACCACGAGAGCGAAAACGAGGACAGAGCAGAACAGGCAUGGGCAGAUACGCCAAUACGCGUGUUGAGUUGCGGGGAAGCGGAUAGGGCCACAGCUCAGCCACUUUUCAGCCAACUGAACCUAAUUGCCCAGGGCAGGGCCUUGGCGCCUAAAGAGAGGAGAGCAAAAGAGUCAGUUGUUGGAGAGACGUACCUUGAAAGUCGUUCUGAAGUGGACCUGUCCGGGCCAAUCAUGGACCUUUGCUGCUUCCCAUGCGUAUAUGCGCUGGACGGUUUCGGAAAGUACGAGGCGUGCAGGAUGGCUCUCUGCUCCUCCAACCUCCGGAUACUAAUGCGGGAAUACGCGCACACUCUUACGGUGUACACUACCACCAUGGGUCAAGAGCGAGCCAGCUGUUCCAGGGUCCUGCAGGCUGCAGAGUACAUACUUCCUUCCUUGCUAAGCUCCUCGGACCCGAGGAACAUCCGCCCCUGCGAAGUCAACCUACCAUCAACCCUCCAUCACAACUUCAGAACUUCAUCAGCCCAUCGGAUCGCCUACCUAUCAACAUCAACACACGAGACUCCGCCAGGCAGCGACUACACUACUGCGUGCACUACGGCAACGCAUGCACACGACGCCGGAAUUGACGUGGAGACAAGAUGCGAAAUGCCAAAUGCGAAAUGUGGCCCUGACAGAUCCUUGAUUCCUUGGUCAAUGUACGCCCCCUUUACCAUUUGGACCUUACGAGUUCAUUCCUACGGGGAUACGGAGUACACCAUAGUGACCAUACGGUAUUACGGAUACCUUGACGGAUGCUACACCAUCGUCAAUGGCUGCCAUUGA